Messenger RNA from Cadophora gregata, 1377 nucleotides. RefSeq lists its product as uncharacterized. The record is from RefSeq and is a predicted model, not a curated record. Lineage: Eukaryota; Fungi; Ascomycota; Leotiomycetes; Helotiales; Ploettnerulaceae. The transcript is spliced from 4 exons. Bases 1 to 1377 code for a protein of 458 amino acids.
AUGCCAUUCACAUACACGUCUCAAUUAGGCUGGAUUCUCUCCAGGGCUGGUACCAUCCCAGCCACAAAUCCACAAAGAUUAGCAGCCACCUCCAUCAGCAAGCUCGACAUCCGGUCAGCGCAUUUGCAGCACCUCAUCACAAUCGAGGACGAAUACCCAUUAGCAGAUCCCAGCAUGAAGGAGUGGCUUGCGGAGAUUAGGACAUUCCGGAACUUCUGGACUGAUGAUGAGGAACUGUUGCUUCGACUUGCGGGGUACGAAGCUCCAUUAGCCACUCUGGCUCGAUCGGAAUUGGAAGGAGAGACUUCUAGGCCUUCACCAUUAUUAUCAUCAGCAGUAAAUCGACCACCUCCUCCUCGUCCAUCUGCACCAUCAGCAAAGACCGAUUUAGCUUUCCGGCCUCGGUCGGAGAUAUCACCUCGUGAGGCUUCUGGGCCUUCAUCAGCAGCAGAAACACCACGUCUUGAAAACGGUUCAUCUUCCCUAUCAGCACACACUCCAUCAGCGACUUGGCAUACUCCAGCUGGUCGCUCUUCACUAUCAGCGCGAAACUCAUCAGCCUCCUGGGCUCGAUCAGGGACAUCAGCUAGGGAAACUUAUACCCCUCCUCCAUCAGCACCUCGACCGCCUCCAAAAGGUCCACGUUCGUUCUCAGCAAGAUCAUUAGCAAAUCGACCUCGUCCGAGUGGUGCAUCUAUAUCAUCAGCACGUACUCCAUCAGCCAGUGGGCCCCUUCCAGUUGGUGCAUCAUUACGACGCGAUUCACGCGUCGAAUCUGCACUGGAAUCUUCAGGAUCGGAUAGACUUAUAUGGCGACCCCGUUCGUCUAAGCAGCAAUUAUCAGCAACAAAUCAAUCAGCAACUUUACAGCCGAGUAACGACUCUCGAGACAGAGCACAUCAGCCAUAUACUACUAGCCAUCAGCUCUCUCAAGAUCCAACCCCUCAAAGCGUUGAGCUCUUGAGUGGGGCCUAUCCGUCAAUAUGCGGCCCUAAAGGAAGUUACUUUAAUCAGUUCCGGAACAACUUCCCAGGGCUGCUUCUCUACUACGAGCGUCGCCAACCUGGAGGUGAAGUCGUCGUCACCGUCGAUAUUAGCUCCAGUCAUAGCCACGACAAUUCUGCUAUCAUCACCAUUAGAGAUGCUGCCCUUGGGGGUCUGCGACAAUAUGCUAGAGACUGUGCAAAUGCUCGGCAUAUAGAUAGGAUCACAGACUACUACGAUGCGCAUCGAAGUGCGUUCCAUCCGGGUCCGCAGCGACGCAAGCGUCCAGUGGAAGAGGAUGAUAUUGGCCAGUUGAUGAGAGAGGAAUGUGAGCUCCGCCGCGCAAACAGAGAUGAGUCUUCUGGAAACAAGCGGCGACGUCAGGAUUCGUGA